Pogonomyrmex barbatus (red harvester ant) is the source of this 3212-nucleotide messenger RNA. RefSeq names its product G protein-coupled receptor kinase 2 (gene Gprk2). Gene Ontology annotation, cellular component: cytoplasm. Gene Ontology annotation, biological process: protein phosphorylation; signal transduction; regulation of signal transduction. Gene Ontology annotation, molecular function: G protein-coupled receptor kinase activity; ATP binding. The record is from RefSeq and is a predicted model, not a curated record. NCBI's taxonomy places the organism in Eukaryota, Metazoa, Arthropoda, Insecta, Hymenoptera, Formicidae.
GGCGCCGCGAGCCGGCAAAGGCAGACGCGCUGUGUGUGUGUCCUUCUCCGCAUCGUUACGCAAAGGAGCGCGCCGGCUCCCGCUACCCCCACCACUUAACCUCUUAUCCGAACUGCCUCGCGCCUCGCCGCCGUGCGGCAGUGGCACGCCAGUCAGUCGGUUUUUGUUCAUCGUGUGGCGUGGUGUGCGGUGAUUUCGCGCCACAAAAGAGAGAGAAAGAGAGAACGACUGAGCGGAGUUUUAUCCGCGAUCGGACACACUCGUUGACGGAACCCUUUGUCGCGGACGUACGUACGUUUGUUUAUUUUAUUUCGCGAUAGCAUUCGGUGCCGCAUACUCGGGCGUGCGCUCUGAUAAGAAAAAAGGAAGGAAGGAAGGAAGGAAGGAAGACACAGGCACAUUUCUCACUCUCUAUCUUCCUCUAUCGAAGAAAGGGGAGGAGGAAGAAGCGUGCCUCGUGGGCCCGUGCGGCGGAUCGUGGUCGCAAGACCGGAGGCGCACGGCACGGUCGGCCAUUGUGCUUUCUUCGUAUCGCCGAUACGACCGACAGCGCGGUGCUCCGCUGUCUGUCAGCCUGUGUGCUCAGUGUCGGCUUAUACCGGGUGAACCUGCGAGAGAGACGUGCUUGUGCGCCGCAGUUCGCCGGCUACCACUGUCGGAGCAACAUCGCCGCCGUUAUCAUCGUCAAUAUCAUCAUCGUCCGCGGUUAGCUCGGCAUCAGAGGAUGCGCGUGCACGGGAGCGAGUCCGCGAGGCGGUGCGCGCGAGUAACGCGCCGAUGAACGCGCGCGAGGAGAUGAGAUGCGCGAAGAGGAGAGCCAUUAGGAAUCCGCCGUUCUCGGCGAAUGUCAUUCACCCCGCGUGCGCACCGUAAGAAGAAGAGAAGGAAGAGGAAGAGAAGAGGAGACGAGAAAGAGGCACCGCGUGCCCGCGAAAGAGGAUCGAGCGAAGAACCACCGGAGGCAGGGCAAAGGAGCUCCCCGCAAGGACGCGCAACAUUUGCUCCCCAUUCGAGGCGGUCUCUUCUGGAAAUCGAAUUCGCGAUUCCAAAUGAAUCCAACCCGACGAUCGAUUGGGAAACCAUCUGACGCAGCAUUGGGGCUCGUUUUGUGGCUCGCGGUGGUUCUGUGCCGAGAUACAUCGCGAGAUACGCGAGUCCCUCGUUGAUCCUCGGUGAAAGGAAACCGAUUGUGAAUGCCGAUGGUGUCCGCGGGGACGCAGAUGGGAGCUUGAUGGGACCCCCGUCAACCCCGUAUAACAAUCGCACGUGCCCCCCGCAAUCGACUUCACGGCCACCGCCGCCGCCGUCGCCGCCGUCGCCGCCCCCGCUGUCGUCUACCGACGUCGUCGUCGUCACCACGAGGUUUCUUCUUCAUCCACUCGAUUCGGCCGCACAAAUCCGAUCAAGCUGGAAUUGAUGGAGUUGGAGAAUAUUGUGGCGAACACCAUAUACCUGAAAGCGAGAGAAGGUGGUGGUGACAGCAACAAAGGAAGGAGUAAGAAAUGGCGGAAGAUGCUUCAGUUCCCACACAUUUCCCAGUGCAUCGGCCUAAAAGAUAAACUGGACGUUAGGUACGGUUAUGUGGUGGACCAGCAGCCGAUCGGGCGGCUGCUUUUCCGACAAUUCUGCCAGGAUAAAAAGCCGGCCUACUACCGCUACAAUCUCUUCCUGGACGCGAUCGAGAAGUACGAGAUCGAGCUGGACGAGAAUCGCAUCGACCUGGCGAAGGAGCUGUUCGAGCAGUAUCUGAAGCGUGAGGGCUCGGAGGUAGUCGACAUCCUGAACGAUUCCCUGAUCUCGCAGUGCGAGGAGCAACUCGGCACCGGUGGCAAGGAGCUCUUCACCGAGGUCGCGCAAACCGUGAAGAACUUCCUGGCCGGCGAGCCGUUCUCGGCUUUUCUCAGCAGUUUCUAUUUCUACAGGUACCUCCAGUGGAAAUGGCUGGAGGCGCAACCGGUGACGUACAAUACCUUCCGGAUGUACCGGGUGCUGGGCAAAGGCGGCUUCGGCGAGGUCUGCGCCUGCCAGUCGCGCGCCACCGGUAAGAUGUACGCGUGCAAGAAGCUGGAGAAGAAGCGCAUCAAAAAGAGGAAGGGCGAGUCGAUGGUGCAGCUUGAGAAGAACAUGCUGCAGAAGAUCAACUCCAAGUUUGUCGUCUCGCUCGCGUACGCGUACGCGACGAAGGACGCGCUCUGCCUCGUGCUGACGGUCAUGAAUGGCGGCGACCUCAAGUUUCACAUUUACAACAUGGGCGGUGAGCCGGGUUUCGACAUAAAUCGCGCCCGAUUCUACGCGGCCGAGGUCGUGUGCGGUCUGGAGCAUCUUCAUGUUCAGGGUAUCGUCUACAGGGACUGCAAGCCGGAGAACAUAUUGCUGGACGAUCAUGGCCACGUGAGGAUAUCUGAUCUCGGUCUCGCGGUGGAGAUCACGGAGGGUGACAUGGUGCGCGGUAGGGUUGGCACGGUGGGUUACAUGGCCCCUGAGGUGAUCGACAACGAGAAGUACACCUUCUCGCCGGACUGGUUUAGCUUCGGCUGCCUGCUGUACGAGAUGAUCGAGGGCCAGGCGCCAUUCCGCGCCCGUAAGGAGAAGGUCAAACGUGAGGAAGUCGACAGACGCGUCAAGGAGGAUCAAGAGAGGUACUCGCCCAGGUUCACCGAGGACGCCAAGAGUCUGUGCCAGCAGCUGUUGAAGAAGAGCCCGAAGAACAGACUGGGCUGCAAGUGCGGACGGCAUGGGGCGAAGGAGGUGAAGCUCCAUAGCUUCUUCCAGUGCUUGAACUGGAAGAGGGUCGAGGCUGGUAUGUGGGAACCGCCGUUUGUGCCGGAUCCUCGUGCAGUUUAUGCUAAAGAUGUUCUGGACAUCGAACAAUUCUCUACGGUGAAAGGUGUUAAUUUAGACGCCACGGACAACACCUUUUACAGCAAGUUUAACACCGGUAGCGUGUCCAUUCCAUGGCAAAAUGAGAUGAUAGAGACUGGAACUUUUAAGGAAUUGAAUGUAUUUGGUCCUAACAACACGCCCACUCCAGAUUUAUUAGUAAGCCAAACACCGCCCAAUAACGAGAACAGAGGCUGCUUUCCCUUUCGAAGAAAGAGGAAUCAGAGCGCUCGUACGAAAGAGGUACCGCUGUCGGAGUGCCAUUUGCUGGAGUUGUUACAGACACAGAACUCGGAGAUGCCGGCCAGCUGAUCCAUGGUGAGCGCAAGUAA